Ictalurus furcatus (blue catfish) is the source of this 6235-nucleotide messenger RNA. Its product is annotated as C-C chemokine receptor type 5-like. The record is from RefSeq and is a predicted model, not a curated record. Gene Ontology annotation, cellular component: membrane. The coding region runs from base 258 to 1349 and encodes 363 amino acids. Gene Ontology annotation, biological process: immune response; G protein-coupled receptor signaling pathway; chemotaxis. The transcript is spliced from 3 exons. Gene Ontology annotation, molecular function: chemokine receptor activity. Lineage: Eukaryota; Metazoa; Chordata; Actinopteri; Siluriformes; Ictaluridae.
CAAGCCUUCCUGAGUAUCAGUAAACUCAGAAGAUUGAAACAUAACCACAAUACCUCAGUGCUGUUGCAUUAACUCUUAGCUGGGCAAAACUAAUGGCAAACGUCAUGCACGUCUCCAUAGAGCCACAUACUCGUCACAAAUACAGAAGUGUGAAAACCAGAGACCUCAUAUAGCAGUGUCUCAUUUCAGUGUUGCGUUUGAGCAACAAAGGACAAAACGUUUAUUGAAUUUUCAUGACUGUUUAAUGCUGAACCGCAAUGAUGUUGAACAGCACUAGUGGUCUUUUGGGAAACACAGCAUUUAGUGUUUUCAGCAUGAUGACAACAGAGGAUUACUCCGGUUACUAUGAGGGUGGCAUUGAUGGUGAACUGUGUGAAUAUAACAAACAUGCAAGCCAGUUUCUCCCUGUGCUCUACUCUCUGUUCUUCGUGGUGGGCUUCCUGGGCAACGCGUUGGUGCUCUGGGUGAUCCUGAUGGGUGCUCAGAUGAAAAGCAUGACUGAUGUGUCUCUCCUGAACCUGGCUAUGGCUGACCUUCUACUACUCUUCUCUCUUCCCUUCCUGGCUCACUACGCCAGAGGUACCUGGCCUUUCGGCAAUGCCAUGUGCACUCUGGUCCUCGGUGUGUACUACGUCGGAUUUUACGCCGGCAUUUUCUUUAUUGUGUUGAUGAGCAUCGACAGAUACUUGGCUAUCGUCCAUGCUGUGUUUGCCUUGAAAAUCCGAUCAAAAACUUAUGGGAUUUUAGCCAGCGUGGUCAUCUGGAUUGUAGCUAUUGCAGCAUCAUUUCCUGAGCUACUGUAUCUUGGAGUUGAACACUAUGACAACAAAACUAUUUGCAGUGCUUAUCCAAAAGACAGUAGGCACAAUUUUGUGAGAAGUGCAGCUUUCUUUAAAAUGAAUGUUUUGGGAAUGCUAAUUCCGCUGAGUAUUGUGGGAUUUUGCUACUCGAUGGUUCUCCGGAGGCUUCAGAUGCUGCGUAAUUCCAAGAAACUGGCCAUUCGUCUUGUUGCUGUGGUCAUGGUGGUGUUCUUCUGCUGUUGGAUGCCGUACAACAUUGCAGCAUUCCUCAAAGCACUGGAACUGCUGGAAAUCCUGCUUCCAGACUGUGAGCUCAGUAAAAGGACCCAGCUGAUGUUGCAAGUCACUGAAGCUAUAGCGUAUUCGCACAGCUGCCUCAAUCCUUUCCUCUAUGUGUUUGUGGGUGAAAAGUUCAGGAGGCACCUCACCAGGCUUCUGCGCCGGACACCAUGCUACCAAGUGCAGUGUAUGAAGCGCUACAUGACCCAGGCUGCAGGCUCAGUGUAUUCACAGACCACAAGCGUGGAUGAACGCUCAGUUGGUGUCUGAAUAGCAGAGGAAUACGAGAACUACUCAUCAGCAAAACAAAUGCAGUCUCAUUUUAUAUGUACUAGUGGAUAUAAGAUCAAAUUAUGUUUGCAUGUGUUAUAUAACCCUGCUUUUAGGUAAGUACAGACAAAAGCUAAAUGCACCUUUGUAAAAAUGUUUGCACACUUUCAGAAAAAAGGAUAAUAAACUGUACCUUUUCUUUUUGCUGGCUGAUCCCCUUAUCGUUUACAUUAUACACUAUAUGGCCUAAAGGAUUUGGACCGCUGACCACACCCCUUUGUGCUUCUUGAAUAUCCCUUUCCAAAACCAUGGGCAUUUUUAUGUAUUUGGUUCCCUCUGUUGAUGUAACAGUGUCAACUCCUUAUGGAAGCAUUAUUAUUAGAUUUUGAAACAUGUCCGUUGGAAUUGGUCCCAGAUUCAGGUAUAAGAGCAUUAGUGUUGGAUGAGAUCAGGCACUGAUGUUGGAUGAGCCUGAUAUGCAAUUGGUGUUCAAAUUAUUCCCAAAUGUGUUCACUGGGGUUCUAGUCAAGGCACUGUUUAGAUCACCAUGGUUUUUCCCCAGGAACUUUGACAAAUCAUAUUUUUGACUUUAUUGACUCGCUUUGUGCACAGGGGCGGUGUCAUACCGGAACAGGUUUGGGCCUGUUAGUUCCAGUGAAGGGAAAUCUUAAUGCUAAAGCGUACAAAAGACAAUUGGUUGCUUCCAACUUUGUGGCAACUGUGUUGGUAAGAGCCACAUAUGGAUGUACUGGUCAGGUAUCCAAAUACUUUUGGCCAUAUACUUUGUAAUUUUAACCUGUAAAAUAAGGAUUAUAGUGUAUCUAAAGAUAUUUAAAGUACAUAAAUGGAUUAGUUAUUUUUUUUUUUAGAGUAAAGCCUAGAUUAUAUUUGUAUUCAACUAUGUGUACAUACAUGCAAGAUUGCUGUUGAUAGUUUGGAGUGACUGACACUCAGAAAUUACCAACGUAAAUAGUGGGCAGUGUGGCACCACGUAACUGACAGAGAAAACUUGCAUUGUGUCACAGUUUACGUAUUUCUGUACUCUUCCAGAUAGUUAUAAAAUACUUUUUAAAAAUCUAUCAUAUAGUGUUCAUGUCUGUACCUGGAACAUGUCCGGUACAUGUACUGUACAUGUCUGGACAGGAAUAUUUCAGCUCUAUACGAAAGGUAUAAAAUGUGUACACUUUGAGGGUAUUACUCUAAUUCGUCGAACUACAAUAUGCAUUUAAUCAAAAGUAAAACUAUGAGCACAAUCCUGAACAAGGAAUUCUCUUGAAAUGUUUCACAACCAUCAUGUUAUAUUGGAUUGCGUUUUUAUAUAUAAGUGAAGGCUGUGGAAUAUAAAUAAUAUGGUGUGUUGAUCAAUUAGUCUUUGUUAUUUGAAAACAGUUAUUUGUCAUUGUCUGAUCAUAUAUCUUUUUAUUUUUAAAAAAGUGAUAAAUACAUUUGACCAUCUGGACAAAACAUGCACGAUUAUGUCUUAAGUAGAUAUUAUUAUUAUUAUUAUUAUUAUUAUUGUUGUUGUUGUUGUAUUUUGAUAUUGUUAUUAUUAUUAUUGUGUCGUAUAUGUAUAUACGUAUAUACACAUACAGACACACUUGAAUAUGUAUUGAAUAAGUAUAUGUGGACCCCUUGAACCUGAACUUUUCUCACAUUUUGUAGUAUUACAAACUGGAACUAAAAUGAACAUAACUGGGAUAAUAACCCAAUACUACUGAUCACCCUUAUAACAACAUUUCCACAGUGAAACAUGGUGGUGGUAGCAUCAUGUUGAACAUUACCUUUAUUAAUAUUGAAGUGAGCAGAAAAAUCCAUACAGUUGAUAGAAUUUAAUUAAAAAAGAAAAAAAAAAGAAAACAUUGAACUUUGAAUAAUUAACCUCUGUGAAACCCUAAAUUUAUUUCUGGUGCAACUAGUGGUCGUCAGAAGCCAGAUAAUUAGUUCAAUAUUGUGGGCUAUUUGGUGUAGAGUCCUUAAUUCUAGUGGUGCUUACUAAAAAACAGUUUUACUGAGAUCAUCCUUAUUCCUCGUGAAUACAUCAACAAUCGCAUGAAUUUUUAAAUACAGGCAAAGCAAGGCCAAUUCUUUUUUUUUCGCUAUACACUGAAGACAUUUGGGUUAGAGAUAAAAAGAUUAAUAUGAGAUGAGAGAUCAGAAUUUCAGCUUUCACUUUCUGAUAGUUCUGUGUUAAACAACUUAGAAGUACUGGAAUAGAUAGGCUGAAAGUAAAUAGUGCUUAAUAUUUGGUUAUAUAUAUUCCUUGCUUGCAAUAACUUCAUCAAGCCGGUGCCCCACUAAUAUCACCAAACUGUUGCAUUCUUCCUUUGUGAAUCUCUUCCAGGCUUGUACUGAAGCUUCUUUCAGUUGGUGUUUGUUUUUGGAGGUUUCUCCCUUCAGUCUCCUCUUCAGGAUGCUCAACUGGGUUAAGGUCUGGUGAUUGACUUGGCCAAUUUAAAACCUUCCACUUUUCCCACUGAUGAAGUCCUUUGUUGUGUUGGCAGUGUGUUUUGCUUCAUUGUCUUGCUGCAUGAUGAAGUUCCUCCCAAUAAGAUUGGAUGCAUUUCUUUGUAAAUUGGCAGACAGAAUGUUUCUGUGGACUUAUGACUUCUGAGUUUUGUGGCUCAUCUCUGUAUCUCUUUGUGAAUUCCAAUCUGGCCAUCUGAUUUUUACUGCUAAUGACUGGUUUGCAUCUUGUGCUAUGGUUUCUGUAUUUCUGCUCUAGAAGUCUUCUUCAAACAUUGUAUUGCGAUACCUUCACCCCUUCCGGAAGUUGUUGGUGUUGUCACUGACAGUUGUUUAAUUUUUUGUUUGUUUGUUUUUCUUUAACACUCCUUUCAUUUACAGGACAUUCCAAAUUGUUUUAUUGGCUAUUCCCAAUGCUUGAGCAUUUACAUUUACAUUUAUUCAUUUAACGGAUGCUUUUAUCCAAAGCAACUUACAAAAAUACAAGCAAAGGAAAUACAAGCAAGGCGAUAUAUCGAGUGGAGAACAAUACAAGUAGUGCUACAAUACAAGAUUUUUAAAUUGAGGUCUAGAAAAGCAAAGUGUGUAGAGGUGUAAGAGCCAGAGUAAUUUUGUUGUUGUUGUUGUUUUUUUUUUUAAGAAGGAUAAUGUGGGGGUUGGCAUUUUAGAGGUUAGUUAAGUGCUCAUGGAAGAGGUGGGUCUUUAGCUGUUUUUUGAAGAUAGUGACAGAUUCUGUGGUCUGGAUUGAGGUUGGAAGUUCAUUCCCCCACUGAGGGACAGUUAGUGUGAAGGUUCUGGAAAGGGACCUUGAGCACUACUAAGCGUUGGUCUUUAAUCGAUCGCAGAUUGCGUGAGGGAACGUAAGCCUUCAGGAGAGUGUUGAGGUAGGGGGGUGCUGUUCCAGAUAAGGUCUUGUACGUGAGCAUCAAGGCCUUGAAUUUGAUACGUGCAGCUACAGGAAGCCAGUGGAGGGAGAUGAAAAGUGGUGUUACGUGGGUCCUUUUGGAGCAAUGGCUCUGAUGGAUUUUCCCUAUUUUUUCAGCUUCAAAAUGGCUUCCUUUUCUCCCAUAGACAGUUCUCUGGUCAUCAUGUUGGGUUAACCUUUUUAAAAACAAAUGCAUUCUUCACAGGCAAAACUCAGGGCUCAAGCCAAGAGUAAACAUUGAGAGCUUUUAUUUGUUUAAACAAUCUAUCUAACAGGACACACCUGUCCAUCACAUGUGCAAUAUAUUUGAUAACUUGAAAAAUGGGUGGGUUCAAACAAAAGGUGCCAUGUUCUGAGCUGUUUAACACAUCUAGAUGUGAAAAAUCAGGAAAUGAAAGCUGAAAUUCUGAUCAAUCAUCUCAUAUUCAUCUUUUUAAUCUCAAAAGUAAAUACCUUCAGUGUUCUUCAGUGUCUUACAGUACCAUUUCAGUACUUUCAGAGUGUUGUAUAAUUUUUUAUGUCAUUUAUUAACAUAAUAUCAACUCAAUUAUUCGCUAUACAUUAUCAUCUAUACUGCUUUGUACUUAUAUUUUUGAAGAAUGAUGAAAACUGAUUUAGAGAAUACACACAAUAAAUGUUUUUCAUGUAUUAUGAAAUGAAAGCAGUUAUUGCCAGCUGAUACAAAUGCACCUUUCUCUUUUCUUUCUUUUUCCCGUUGGGGUUACUUGGUGAAAGUAUAUAAAGAGAUUUAGGAGACUGACUGUAGUAUUAUUCAUGCUGUACAUGUACUUAAUAUUUUUCAUUAUUUGUUUCUCAAUUCUUGGUUCCCGUCUGAAAAAUAUUUCUAUGUACCCUCUCAUUUUCAUAUACAUAUCAUAUUCAUAAUCAAUCACAUCCAUAUGAAAUGUUGCAUCUGUAGUUUUUUCCCCCAACGGAGCUGCAUGUGCAAGUUGUCAUGUUUAACUGCUUUAAAGAACUAAAUAAAUAAUAUAUUUUGACCAGUUCUGUUUAUUGAAUUAACAGCAUACAAAAUAGGAAUUAUUCAGUCAACAGAGUGAACGGGGUGUGAUCAAAAAUAAAAUAAGUUAAGUAAGUAAGUUAUACAAAAUAUGCAUUUAUUAAAUAAACAUGUCCUUACAGAAAAUUGCAUUGUAUUAUGUUUUUAAUUAAUUUAUUAUUAGUCUUAUUUGUAGCAUAAAACAAGUCACUAUGAAUAGAGCUGCAACAACUAAUCGAUAAAACCGAUAAUAAUCGAUUAUGAAAAUCGUUGUCAACAAAUCUCAAUAUCGAUUAGUUGGUCUGUGCAUGGCACGGGGCAUGUUUACUCAUUAAAUUACUUCUGUUCAGAAAACACGCUUCGGAGAGUAAAUACUAAAGUUGUGUCCCAAAUGAAGUACUGUACACUUACACUAUGUACUACCGUCUAGUGUGUGGAUUUUAGAAAGGUAAUAUCAUCUCAAAUAUAUCACUAGCGGUUUUUUCUUUUUACUAACCAGAA